Sinocyclocheilus anshuiensis is the source of this 609-nucleotide messenger RNA. Its product is annotated as thymidine kinase, cytosolic-like. The transcript is spliced from 5 exons. Gene Ontology annotation, molecular function: thymidine kinase activity; ATP binding. Lineage: Eukaryota; Metazoa; Chordata; Actinopteri; Cypriniformes; Cyprinidae. Gene Ontology annotation, biological process: thymidine metabolic process. The record is from RefSeq and is a predicted model, not a curated record. The coding region runs from base 36 to 578 and encodes 180 amino acids.
UGACUGUAUUUUAGAAAACAUAAGAAAUAAUAGACAUGGACUGCUUAAACGUAGCUAAGAUUUUACCCAAUUCCCCACGGAAGAUACGAGGACAGAUUCAGGUUAUUUUCGGACCGAUGUUCUCGGGAAAAAGCACUGAACUGAUGCGGCGCGUGCGGAGGUUCCAGGUGGCUCAGUAUUCCUGUCUGGUCAUCAAAUACGCCAAAGACACGCGCUACUCUCAGACGGGGAUGGCCACACAUGACAUUGUUGAUGACCUUCGACCCUUGUGUCUGCAGGCCUUCGGUAAUAUCCUGAAUCUGGUGCCUCUAGCGGAGAGCGUGGUCAAGCUGAACGCCGUCUGCAUGCAGUGCUUCAAAGAAGCCGCUUACACCAAAAGACUCGGCGCUGAACAAGAGGUGGAGGUGAUCGGCGGCACUGAUAAGUAUCACGCAGUGUGCCGAGCGUGUUACGGAGGUCUCGUGGCGUGUAAAGAGAACUGCGAUCCACAGAGAGAGGAGACGCCGCCGCAUGUGACGUCAGGAAAACAGCCCAAUCAAAGCGCUCCACGAAAACUCUUCGCUUCCCUUCAUUUAUGAGAAUAACACCUCAGCCGUACUGUAUUACAGG